Neohortaea acidophila is the source of this 1792-nucleotide messenger RNA. RefSeq lists its product as uncharacterized. The record is from RefSeq and is a predicted model, not a curated record. Lineage: Eukaryota; Fungi; Ascomycota; Dothideomycetes; Mycosphaerellales; Teratosphaeriaceae. The transcript has a single exon. The coding region runs from base 267 to 1538 and encodes 423 amino acids.
GCCUUACCACGAACCAUGACCCCACAACAUCAUCAUCGCCUCCUCCUGCCAGCCCCUUAACGCCUUCGCACCACCGCGCUCGCUCAUUCUCCCCGCGGCCCCGUCGGUACAAGAGCUGGACUCGAGCACCGCGACCAGGCCAUCUAUUCGCCGGCACUAGCUUCCUCUCAUUCCAACACGUUGCACAGCUACCACCCGACAUGCACUCCGUCUGGUGACCGUCGUGAACCUAUCCACCCUCCAACACCAUCCCGCACCACCCAGCCAUGUCGUCGCAGCUCUCUACGGAUCCAUUGAUCCCUGCGACGCACGCGGACGCCACGUCGGCGCCGCAAAAGGAGGGAGCGGCGGCGGAAGACAAGGGCGGCAAGGGGGCAGGAGGGAAACGGAGAUUCUUUGGCUUGGGCAAGAAGAAGGACGGCGACAAGGCGGGUGAUAUGGCGACGACAACUACUCCUCCUCCUCCCACUGCUGCUGCGCCAUCGUCUGCUGCCCAAACAACCCCAAGUCCAGCGCCUCGCACCACCACCACCUCCACGCUCCAGCCCCUCCCCUCCCCCUCUCGCACCAACCCCUACCCCGCCGGUAUCGCCGUCUCCCCCUCGCGCCUCCGCUCCGCCUCGCCCGCCAGAAGACACAGUCCCGCAUCGAGCGAGAUCUUCGAGCGCAACGUGCAGGACCCCGCCGAAAUCGCGCAGCUGCACGGCGAGCUCGACCCGGCGCACAUCCCCUCGCACGUCAUCACGGAAGACCGCAUUCCGCCGGCGCUCGAAGCGUCGGCGCAAGCCAUCACGCAGGAACUGAACCCCGACGAGGUCGAGAUUGUCACUUCCGCCUCCCACCAGCCUGCCGCUGCCGCCGUGCUCGACCCCUCUGCCAGCCAAGCGGAUCUCGCUUCGCAUUUUGGUGCUGCAGGCGGCGGGCCCCUCUCGGCCGUGACAUCGCACGACUCGGGCGACAUGCCCGGCCAAUCCUCCAUCCACCACUCCGGCAUCCUGCCCGCCGCCCCGCUCCUCUCGCAUGAAGAAGACGGCGCAAGCACCUACGGCCAACUCGACCCCACCGACGUGCGUCGCCUCUCCUUCAUCUCUUUCGCCGACGUCGUGCAGAGCGAGCACCAACAUCAAGCCGGCGAUCCCGCAACAGCAGCAGGCGGGAGUACCUUCCCGCACCUCGCCGCUGCAACCAGCCACGGCAGUCGACCGCGCGCCGGCUCCCCGCUAGCCUCGUCUCCGCCUCUCAACGCCUCCGUGCCCGCGAGCGCAGUCAGCGGCCUCGCCACUCCGCCAGCGCUAGGCAGUCCGUCAGCCGGCGGGGGAGCAGGAGGAGGCUACCACGAGCACUCUCCCUCGCCGCCCACGCACGGCGAACUCACGAUCGAGACGCUACGGCAGGCGGUGCGCAAGACUGCGAGCGGCGAUUUGAGCGGGCACGCGGGCGCCGGCACGCGCUCGGCGGGCAUGAGCAGUCCUGUUUCCGAGGAGCCGUUGUCUGGUGCCGGGGUGGGGAGUGCGCCGCGGAGUCGGACGAAUUCUUGAGCGCGUUCGUCGCUCUCGUCACGGGUGGUUCGUGAGGAAGCUUCUUCUCCAGUAUGCAUGCUUUUCGGUUGUAGUCUGCUUAAUCGGCAGGCUGAUAGGGUUUGUCAUUUUUUCUGUCUUAUGGAGGAGAUUGGACGAUAGGCUGGCGAGGGAAGAGAGAUUGGAUACAACAUUGCAAGCCGUAGCCCGUUGCGACAGAGCAGGAGGCACAGAGACAGACUUGCGUCGAAACUUGAUUGCUACGAACACUUUCU